Messenger RNA from Trichomonas vaginalis G3, 1929 nucleotides. RefSeq names its product regulation of choline O-acetyltransferase protein. Gene Ontology annotation, cellular component: membrane; cytoplasm. The transcript has a single exon. The record is from RefSeq and is a predicted model, not a curated record. Gene Ontology annotation, molecular function: metalloendopeptidase activity. The coding region runs from base 1 to 1929 and encodes 642 amino acids. Lineage: Eukaryota; Parabasalia; Trichomonadida; Trichomonadidae. Gene Ontology annotation, biological process: cell adhesion; proteolysis.
AUGUUCUUACACCUUUUUGCUUCAGCAGUUAACUCACAAGUAUUCACAUGUAUGCAUGAUAUUUACACGAAUCAGCAACUUCGUUCAAGUGAACCAGAAUCAUUGCGAAAUCUUCGGGAUGAAUCAACUUCAACUCCAGAAUCAAAUCCAAAUGAAAAUCAAUUUAAAUGUAAUCCAAAACUUCAUCCUGCAACAUAUAAUUUGAGAAUUGAUUUUCGAAUGCAAGGAAUUGACAAUGAAGUAAUCAAGAAAACAUUCAAUUAUGUAAACGAUUUUCUUAGUAAACGUAUUAAUGUUACUGAUCGUGCAAGAAGUUUAGAUGAUGAUUUUGAUCUCGUUAUUGAUGUAAAGGCUGAAUCAUUUGAAAAAGGUUCAAAUGGCCUUGCAUUUGCACGUUCUACAUACAAUCAUCCCACAACUGGCAGACCGACACAUGGGGAAAUUACACUUAAUUCAAAUAAGAUACCAUUUGAGGCACAAACACUAGAAUCGGGUGAUAGACAAUUCAUUUUAACGGUUAUUCACGAAUUAAAUCACAUUCUGUCAUUCAGUAGCUCGUUAUUUAAUAAAUGGCAACCUUAUGGAGAAACAGCCACAAUUGUCCACUAUACCGAUUGGCAAGGUAAAGAAAUAUCUAAAGGCGAAUACGAAAGCUACAAUGAUAAUAGGGUUCCACAUAUGUACGUCAGAUCUCCAUGUUUGACAGAAUGGGUGAAUAAUAGAUUCAAAGUAAAAAAUGAAACACUCAUCAAUAUCGGCCUUGAACUUGAAGACUCAGGCGGUGGCGGAACAGCUGGUUCCCAUCCAAACGAAAAACUUUUCUUCACAGAUCUCAUGCAAGGUAGAACAUACGGUCCAGGCUGGCUUUCACCAAUCUUCUACAACACAUUGUUAGAUACCGGAUGGUAUGUUCCAUCCAAAAAAACCUCAUGGAAAGACCUCAUUUACUUAGAUGACCACAUCAAUACAAAGAUCCACGUAAACGAGUCAAUUCUUUUGAAACCACCACAGCAUUCUAUUCCUCUUCCAUACCAAUGCCAAUCAACCUCUCUCCAGGCUUGCUUCUACGAUUACACAUGGACAGGCACAUGCUCACUUGUUCAAUGGAACGAUCCAGGAAAAGUUGAACCGGAAGACAUGAAUAAAAAAGACUGGUACAAUCCAAACGGACAAUCACUUGUCGGCCAGGAUAACAUGCUUGAUUACGCAAACUUAGUUCUUCCAUGGUAUUCAUGCAGAUCAACAGGUGACAAUGGUUUGAAGCGUAUGGUUGAGUUCGAACCAGACUACAACUACUCCAAGUAUGGUGAAGCAUUCUUACCGAACUCAACAUGCGCAAUGUCCACACUUCAACAAGGUUUCACAGGCAGCUUGCUUUCAACAUCAAGAUGCUACGAAGCAUGGUGUGGUACAGAUCACAGAGUCAGAUUGAUUGUCAACGGUGAAGAGUACUACUGCAAGAAAGAUGGUCAACAAGCCAAGUUCUCUGGUUUCGCAGGCUCCAUUACAUGCCCACCUGCCGCUCAAGUCUGCGCAAACAGAAAAUUAAAAGAGAUAUUUGGUGUUACAUCUCUCUUCCCAGAUCGUGGACCAAUCGAUGGACAGAACUUAGUCGCCAUCGUUGGUAACAAUUAUGAUAAUUACCAAAAUGUCACAAUUACACUCGGUACAGUUCCUUGCGAAAUCAAGGUUUACAAGGAUAACUACAUCCUUUGCAAGCUUCAAAAGCCAGAUGAUAAUACACAGAAGUUAAUCAGAGAGAAGUCUAAUAUAUUGAAGCAGACACUUGACACAAACACUGAAAAGAAUGAGUACAGAAUGUUCAAGGCAUUCUACGUUGUAAAGUCUACAAAUAAUAGAACUAACACUACUUAUCCAGAUUCAUACUACUUCACAAAGAGGAAGUAUGACACAGGAAUGAAGGACUAA